Messenger RNA from Neohortaea acidophila, 1182 nucleotides. RefSeq lists its product as uncharacterized. The record is from RefSeq and is a predicted model, not a curated record. The transcript has a single exon. The coding region runs from base 392 to 877 and encodes 161 amino acids. NCBI's taxonomy places the organism in Eukaryota, Fungi, Ascomycota, Dothideomycetes, Mycosphaerellales, Teratosphaeriaceae.
CUCGAUUUAAAGCUAGCUAAUUUGGCUUACGAUCUUGGUUUGCGGCCAUUGUGGCCUCUCUGUCAAUGAUUGAGCUCCUGUCCCCCUUCAGGUCGGACAGGUGAUCCAUCUUAACAUUGGCAGCAUAGAUCGGCGUGGAAAACUCCACCACCCAGCUCCUGGGCGGCUGAAAACCACCGCUGCCGACACGCAUCCUCUUCCUUGGGGCUGAAAAGCACCGAUGCUGGCUCGCAUCCUUCAGCUCUGCUAACGGCGGAUGGAUCUCCAUUCGUAGAGGAUAAAUGCACUUAUAACCACGCCAGCAGUCCGUUGUGUAUGCCCGGCAGCGUACCGCCAUCACGACUUGAUAACCUUUCUGCAACAUCCUAUCAGCUACCAUCACAUAGCAAUCAUGGGCGACUCGCUCUACGACCGGCUCGCAGCGACGGCCAAAGCCCACAUCGACGGCAUGCGACCCAAGACGCCCGGCACCAACCAAGACAACGCCGACGCAUUGCUCGCCAACUGCGCCCCGACCUUCCGCAUGUCGUGGGGACCAGCGUACUACAUCUCCACCACCCCCAACCUGCAAGGCGAGCGGACGGGCGAGGAGUUCGCAGCACACUUGCGUCUGAUGGCACCCGCGUUUCAGAAGUGGGCCAUUGACAUCACCAAUAUGUGCGUUGAUGUGAAGACGCGGACGGCGGUGGUUCGAGCGGACUUUCACAUGGUGCCCCGGGGCGGCGAAGAGGUUGUACAAGACCUGAUCCUUUGGAUGGUCAUGGAUGAGAGUGGGGAGAAGGUGGUGAGGUGUACGGAGUUUGUGGACGCGGCUGCGACUGUGGAGUUGGGCGUGAGGUUGAAGGCGGGUACGGGGCGGGAUCUUGUUAAUGAGUAAUUCAUACCUUAUGAAACCUUCCAGUCCCUUGUAUCGAGAGUAGAUGAUCGGAAUGUCAUCCGUUCCGCUUCAGCUUGGAGGAAAGUGACAAUGUCGCCUCACCGUUCUCACCCUGCCCUUGAAGAGCAUCUGCUCAUGCAGAUGUUCGGAGCCGAAAUGCGAAAGAUCGUGGUGUCGCCGGGAAUACCAGACGCCUCGUAUUCCAGCUCUGCGCGCUCGUCAUAAGUAGGUUAUUAUCGGCAAUUGCCGGUAACUGCCAAGCAAGAGCAACUGCACGCCUGAUCGACGCCAAUGACCUACAUAAU